AUGUUUCCUCGAGAAAAUCAGUCGAAUUCCAAUAAACACGUCACACAAGAAUCAAUAGUCAAUCAGAUAAAAGAACUUUACAGAGCAAAACAAAGAAACACGCCAUCCAAUCAAAAUAAUCUACAGAAAAACAUCCUCAUCAUCGGUCGGCAACACAUCGGAAAAACGACUUUAAAAAAUGUUCUACAAGAUCCUUGUUACAUACCAAAUAACUCCUCAUUAUUUUCGGGAGCACCUUCAACGAUUCUUUAUCCACCAUUUUCAUUGCGCGAUUCAAAUCUUUCAUUAACUAUUAUCGAAACAUCUGAACCUUUCAAUGGAUCAAUGAGACAAAAAGACACAUCGAUCAACAAUGUGCAUAACUUUUGCAUUGAAAACAACAUCCGAAAAGUUCAUCUGAUAUGUUUUUGUACAUCGUUCGAAGCGGGAGUCAAUGACGCAGAUAUUGAUAUUUUACAUAAACUAGUCAAUUAUUUCGGCGAACCGAUUUGUUCGAAUUUAUGUUUGGUCAUUACUCGAUGUGAAUUGAAAGGUGAACGAGAACGUCAACGUCUAUUAGAUGAAAUUGAAAACGAUGUCAAUUUUCGAACAGUUGUACCAUAUUUUCGUCAAGGAAUUUAUUUUUCUGGUUCAAUAAGCCACGAUGGAGUGAAUCGAAAAGAUUUGGAAUUGGUUACUGAGCAAUUUGAAACUGUUUAUGAUUACCGACGAAAUCUUAUUCAAUUGCUUCGGAAUAUUAAAAAACCAUUUAACAUUGAUCAAAGACAACGAUCGCAACCAGACGAAAGACGCGCAAUUCUACCCGGUACUUCUAGGUCGCACGAUGGCGUUCGUCAACAUCGAAAAUGCUUUUCAAUUUCAAAGAUUGCCGCUCUAUCAAUUGUAUUAUUAUCAAUAUAUCUCUUCAUUCCAUGGCUGACUACACAACCAGAACAACCACAGCGAUUUGAACUGGACAAAGAUUGGGUAGAUCAUUUCACUAAGGGAUCUCGAGCUGUGAAUCAUCUGAAUCGUGUGAUAAUAUUUUCCUCUAAAGACCAUCUACAAUUGGAUUCCAAUGACGAAUUACAUUCUUUUCUAUUGCAACAAUCAGUUGAAAUGAAAAAUCUUCUAAAUAAAUUCAACCAAAUCAAUGAUCUCAUCUUGGAAAAUUCUUCAAACUGGUUGUCUUCUUUUCACAGUAUUCAAAGUGAAGCUGAUGAUCCGGAAACAUUGGAUUUCUUUUGGAAAAACAUCACAGAUAUCAAAGAAACAUUCGAACGAUUUGUCAAUGAAUUUCCUCUGAAGCAAAGUUCACAAUUCGAUGAAUUUAUUCGUAUUUUGACCAUAACAUCUUCAAAUAAGCAAAAGAUUUACGAUGAAACAUGGAUUCAAAUUCCUUCAGAUGAACAAAUCGACGAAAAAACGGAAGAAAUCAAAUCCAAAUCCGAACUUGAAAAACGCGCUGACGAACAUUACAACAAAAUGUUACUUUCAUACAAAAAUCGUCGAGGAACAAAAGAAGAUGUCGAAAAAGCAUUAGCAGCUGUGAAAAAGGCUCGUGAAGAACACAUUUACGCACAGACAUGUCUUCAAUCAACAGUUGACCAAAAUCAAACCAUCCAAUUCGAACAAAUCAAACGCGAAUAUGAUUUGGAGUUCUUAACAAACAUUACCGACGAAGUAAAGACAUUAUCCGAACAUUGGUCACACUUUCAGCAGUCCUUCGCGAUACUUUCACAACAUGUUCAAUUCACAAAACAAAUUCUCAAUGACAAACUAUUGACUUCCGGAGAUGAGCGAAUGAGUUUGAUGGGAACGCGAUCGUUGAUUGUAAAGGAAUGUCAUCGACAAAUGAGAUUAAUUCAUCAGUUAUGUCAAGCACUGCAUAUUUCGCUGAAAUCUAUGAUCGACCAAUUGAAUAACAAUGAGAAAUAUUUUCAUUGCGACAAUGAACAACAACGACAUGAUUAUUUACAGGAGUUAAAUCAGCCAAAUGAAGAACUUCCUUCGAUAUUAAAAUCUCUGACAGAAUUCACUCAGGUAGAAGAAAAACAAGAUAUUGACGGAUGA
This is a messenger RNA of Adineta ricciae, 2052 nucleotides long. The record is from the annotation of a GenBank genome assembly. NCBI's taxonomy places the organism in Eukaryota, Metazoa, Rotifera, Eurotatoria, Adinetida, Adinetidae.